Molecule: messenger RNA, 186 nt
Organism: Clunio marinus
Lineage: Eukaryota; Metazoa; Arthropoda; Insecta; Diptera; Chironomidae
Source: the annotation of a GenBank genome assembly
AUGUUGAAAGAACAAAAAAAGUUUUUAAUCUUUGCAAGAUUAUCACAUGAGAUGAGGACAAGGAAAAAUUUAUCACUUUAUAAAUAUGAAAUGGAAAAGCUUAGUGAAGCAGAUCAAUGGAAAUUAGAUUUUGUAACGAGCAACACGUGUAGUACAAAUUCGAAACCCCAUAGGUUUUAUUCAUGA